Microthlaspi erraticum is the source of this 438-nucleotide messenger RNA. The record is from the annotation of a GenBank genome assembly. Lineage: Eukaryota; Viridiplantae; Streptophyta; Magnoliopsida; Brassicales; Brassicaceae.
AUGUUCGCGCUCGGCCAAAGUCAAUCCGUCCGUCUGAAGUCUCGGCCAAAGUUCCAAACCGACCGGCCGAUCACGCAAUCACGACCCGGGAAACAUUGUCCCGCGGUCGGCCAAGCCCAACGCUCACGCCACGCCACGCCGCGCACGAAUGCCGCGCGAGCCGGGAACAAGCCUCGCGGCCGCGCAACCCGUUCGCGUACCACGGCCGAUGCAUCCGUCCGAGCCGGGAAAGAACGUCCCACGUCCGGCCGAGAAACCAUCGGCCAAAUCUUCAUCCGUCCGACCACAGCCGGCCGACCGCGAAUCCGUCCGGCCCGACCGUUCCGACUCGGCCACGACCCGAUUGUCCGGCCGAUCGUCCCGACCGACCGUCCCAACGCCGCGGUCGACCCGAAGCCCUUUUUGAAGCCCAAACUUAUGUUUUCAAGCCCGGCUUAA